Tinamus guttatus (white-throated tinamou) is the source of this 705-nucleotide messenger RNA. RefSeq names its product dual specificity phosphatase 26 (gene DUSP26). Lineage: Eukaryota; Metazoa; Chordata; Aves; Tinamiformes; Tinamidae. Gene Ontology annotation, biological process: negative regulation of MAPK cascade; protein dephosphorylation. Gene Ontology annotation, cellular component: cytoplasm. The record is from RefSeq and is a predicted model, not a curated record. Gene Ontology annotation, molecular function: MAP kinase phosphatase activity; protein tyrosine/serine/threonine phosphatase activity.
ACAGGACCGUGGGUGGCAGCAGCAGCAGAAGCGACCUGCAGGCCGCGCUCCGGCCUCCCCGGACCCAGCGGUAUGCCGUGUGGGUCUCGGCAGCUCCCAUGGCUUUCCUGUCCAGGUUCUCCAGGAAUGGCACCAGGUCCCCGAGCCGGGGCGCGCGAGACGAGCGCGGCCACCAGCCCAUCCUCAGCGUCUUCGAGCUCGAAAGGCUGCUGUACACGGGAAAGACGGCCUGUAACCACGCCGAUGAGGUCUGGCCAGGCCUCUACCUGGGAGACCAGGAUAUAGCAGCGAACCGCCGCGAGCUGGCGCACCUGCGCAUCACCCACGUGCUCAACGCCUCGCACAGCAAGUGGAGAGGCGGCGCCGAGUACUACGAGGGCACCGGCAUCCGCUACCUGGGCAUCGAGGCCCACGACUCGCCCUCCUUCGACAUGAGCCCCUACUUCUACCCUGCUGCUGACUUCAUCCACCAGGCGCUCCAUGAAGGAAGGAUCCUGGUGCACUGUGCCGUCGGGGUGAGCAGGUCGGCCACCUUGGUGCUCGCCUACCUCAUGAUCCGCCACCACAUGCCCCUGGUCGAAGCCAUAAAGACGGUCAAGGACCACCGCGGGAUCAUCCCCAAUCGGGGCUUCCUGCGCCAGCUGGUCGCGCUGGACAACGCGCUGAGGCUGAAGAGGAGCAUGUGAAGGAGGGCGAGCGGCUGUG